AUGGCGAUGGACACCGGCGGCAACUCGCUGCCCUCCAGCUCCGACGGCAAGAAGAGAAAAGUGGCAUACUACUACAACAAAGAGAUCGGAGACUACUACUACGGUGUAAAUCACUUGAUGAAACCUCACCGGAUCACCAUGGCUCACAACCUCCUCCAAAACUACUCACUCUUGAAGAAAAUGCAGCUCAUCAAACCCAGAAAAGCCACUUUCCCUCAACUCUGUGGUUUCCACUCCGAUGAUUACAUCCACUUCUUGAGACGCAUCACACCUGAGACUACCGACGACUACGCCGACCUCUGCACUAGGUUCAACUUGCUUGAAGAUUGUCCUGUCAUCAAUCAUCUCUAUGACUUCUGCUUAACUUACGCCGGAGGAUCCAUCUCCGCCGCCACCGGUCUCAACAAACACAGCUGUGACAUCGCCAUCAAUUGGUCCGGUGGUCUGCACCAUGCCAAGUGCGCUUCCGCCUCCGGCUUUUGCUAUGUCAAUGACAUCGUUCUUGCCAUUCUUGAGCUCCUCAAACACCAUCAGCGGGUGUUGUACGUAGACAUAGACGUACACCACGGUGACGGUGUAGAAGAAGCUUUCUACACGACGGACAGAGUAAUGACGUUGUCCUUUCACCAGAGAGACCUCUUCCCCGGCACUGGCCAUGUCAAUGACAUUGGCCACAAGAAGGGAAAGUACUAUGCUGUGAAUGUUCCAAUGGAACGUGGCAUCACUGAUGACAACUAUCACACUCUGUUCAAGCCUAUUGUCUCUAAAGUGAUGGAGGUUUACCAGCCUGAGGCUGUGGUUUUACAGUGCGGUGCUGACUCUUUGGCUGGUGACAAGCUUGGCUUCUUUAAUCUCACCAUUAAAGGUCAUGGAGAGUGUGUCAAGUUCUUGAGGUCCUUUAACGUCCCUCUUUUGCUCCUUGGUGGUGGUGGCUAUACUCUCAGGAAUGUUCCAAGAUGCUGGUGCUACGAGACAGGAGUUGCUGUUGGAGUUGAGCUGGACAACAAGCUUCCACGUAAUGACUAUAGCGAGUAUUUUGGGCCCAAUUACACUCUUCAUGAUCCACCAGCAAAAACAUUUGAGGACAAGAACUAUCCGGCUGAUUUGGAGAGAGUCAAAGCAAGAGUUUUGGAUAACUUGUCAAAACUGCAGCAUGCUCCCAGUGUUCAGUUUCAUGAGAGACCACCAGAUGCUGACUUGGAGGACACUUUAAAUGAAACUUGUUAGAUAUAUAUAUAUAUAUA
Dioscorea cayenensis subsp. rotundata (Guinea yam) is the source of this 1244-nucleotide messenger RNA. RefSeq names its product histone deacetylase 19-like. Lineage: Eukaryota; Viridiplantae; Streptophyta; Magnoliopsida; Dioscoreales; Dioscoreaceae. Bases 1 to 1227 code for a protein of 408 amino acids. The transcript is spliced from 3 exons. The record is from RefSeq and is a predicted model, not a curated record. Gene Ontology annotation, molecular function: histone deacetylase activity.